ACACAAACGACGCUGUCUCUUCAGUCGCUUGCCGAUCGUCAGUGGAGAGUGAGGUUUUGUCGAAAUGGCUGAAGUGUUCAAACUUGGUGAUUUAGUAUGGGCAAAGAUGAAGGGAUUCUCGCCUUGGCCGGGCCGGGUAUCAAUGCCAUCGAAGGACUUGAAGAAACCAGCUAACGCCAAGAAGAGUGCCGUUCAAUGUAUAUUUUUCUUCGGAACAAAUAAUUAUGCUUGGAUUGAAGAAGCAAAUAUUAAACCGUACCACGAGUAUAAGGAAACGCUCAUCAAAUCCAACAAAUCCGGAGCAUUUAAAGACGCUGUUGAGGCGAUCGAAGAGUUUAUUGCAAAGGGAGAGGUAUUCGAAGAUGGUUUGGAUCCAGAUUCUUUAUUCGAUAGGCUUAAAGAAGACUCGGCGAUAGUGGUUGAGAAAAAAACACCUAAGAUCAAGCUACGCAAGGAGACACCAAAGACCAGAAGAUCGGAAAGCAGUGGCGGAGAUGGACGCAGAUCUGCUAAAAAGCAGCGUCGAGAGUCGAGCACCAGCAACAGUAACAGAGUGGGCAGUGUCAGUCCGGGAUUGAACCAUGCUUCACCUCCCAGGAAGUCUGCCUCUACGCUUCUUGACAGGCCUGCAAACAUCGCCAGACCUGUGACACCGCCGUUGGACGUGGAGACGCUCUCGCAGACUUUGAAAGAGAAGAACAUCCUCCCAUCGACGUUGAAGUUCGGAUUCCUUGGGCUGGGAAUCAUGGGCAGCGGGAUAGUCAAGAACUUGAUAAAUAGCGGCCACACUGUGAUCGUCUGGAACAGAACACAAGAAAAGUGUACAGAUUUUGUCAAGGCUGGCGCUGAACAAGGACUAACACCAUCAGACGUAGUUUUGGCAGCCGACAUUACCUUUUCUUGCGUAGCCGAUCCCCAGGCUGCAAAAGAUAUGGUGUUUGGUAACUGUGGAGUUCUCAUGGAAAUAUCACCAGAUAAAGGAUAUGUUGAAAUGACAGGAAUUGACGCUGAAACAUCACAGGACAUUGCAGAGGCAAUAAAUGCAAAGGGUGGACGAUAUCUCGAGGCCCAAGUACAAGGUAGCAAAACGCAGGCUCAGGAAGGCACACUUGUUAUUUUGGCUGCUGGGGACCGUUCUCUAUUCGACGAGUGUCAGUCCUGUUUUGAAGCAAUGGGAAAAAACAGUUUUUACCUUGGCGAAGUUGGCAAUGCCUCGAAAAUGAACUUGGUUUUACAAUUAAUGGCUGGGGUUACUUUGGCUGGUCUUGCCGAAAGUAUGGCUCUUGCCGAUCGUGCUGGACUCCAGCAAAAAGAUGUGCUUGAAGUAUUGGAACUCACUUCUUUGGCUUGUCCUGCUGUCCUUGAUAAAGGGAAAGCUAUCAUUGAAGGAGGCUUCCCAACACAGCUACCACUUCAGCACAUGCAAAAAGACUUGAGACUUUCGCUGGGAAUGAGCGAUCAAUUGGAACAACCUUUGCCGUUAGCAGCAGCAGCCAAUGAAGUUUAUAAACAUGCCAAGCGCCUUGGUUAUGGUGAACACGACGCUUCGGCGGUGUAUAUUAGGGCCAGGUUCUAACAGGGUCUUGGUAUUGUUGGAUCGUGGGCAAUUGAUAAUUUUUAUUUAUUGCAAUAUACCUACUCUUUGUGUCUCUAGAUAAAAUAAUAAACUAAUGCUCGCGAAAAUCGACGUUUUAAAGUCUUAUUUGAACAACAAAGGUACUUUUCAACACGCGGAUGAUAUCAGUGUACGCAUUGAGUAGGAGACGCACAUUGGCGUUUACUGUCUACUGACUCGAGCGAAUCGUUACAUUGCUUUUGAACAAUUAUUGGAAGUGAGACCAGGUAUGGAACAGUUGUGAAACAGGAGAAGAAAAGUGUAUUUUUUUACGACAACUAAAUGCUGAAGCAAACGAAGUAAGAAAUAAACAUACAUUGCACGUAGUUAUCAAUCUGCAGUUGUCAUAGUUGAUGAAAAGUUCUUAUUUUCUUUUUUCUUAUUUCUCAUUACCAUUAUCUCGAGCGCUGACAUGAGUUAGGCCACUUCCAAGGGACUAAUUUAGUCUCAGUGUAUUAAACCAUCAAAUUGUGCAGAUUGAUAAAAGUCUCAUCUUCGUGCUAGAUUAUCAAUCCUUGAAAAAUAUGGGUCAUCCGCAGUACCUCAAUUUGACCGUGAAUAUUGUGGUUAAAAGUGAACAGCUUCAGUUGUUGGCAUUAUUAUUAUUACUAUUGUUAUAUUUACGUCAAAAAAUUAAUGAUUAUUUUAACAGAAAAUCGCUUCAUUGAUUAAGAAUUUUUCUAAACAAGUAUCAGAAUUGUGUGACCUGACGAGGUACAACGUGUGGCUUUGUUAUGUGUAUAUCUCAACGACGUCUUAGCGAGGGACGAAAAAUCCGGCGUGUUUUACAGUAAUGUGGUAUGAUCUCACAUGUUUAAACUAUUAUAAUUGAUGCCUUUGUAAUAUUUUACUAAUCAGGCGUAUACAUAUCUGUAUGUGCCAGGCUGCAGUAAUUUUUGCAUAACAUACUAUCCCCAAAAUCUAUCUGACACUGCAUAAUAUAAUUCUUAGAGCAUGAAAAAACCUAUAGUCCAUAUUUCGAUAUUCAUAUGAACCACGAGCAUUGGAGUUUUCCAAACAGCGUAAUCCGAGCGUGCAGAAAGUGAGUUGACGUAGCCACUUAGAAGUUGGUUUAAAACAAAAAUGAGACUCAUUUUAUUUUGCACAAAUUUAAUGUACGUUAACUAUACAUUUAAAAGGGGAUACAUGAUUCUUGUUUCCCUGAAAAAUGUAAUAUUCGUAUACAACAUUAUCAUUAUAGAAGGAUAAUAUUUUGAUUAGAUACGACAAUUUGAAAAUACUUCAUUUCUCACCUUUUUUGUUACAUUUUUCGUGCCAGAGAGAAAACGAAUUGAUCACAUAGGAGCGUUGAACGCCUCAGGGUCUGUGAUUAUUCUUUUACCCAUUGUGUUAAACCAUUUGGCAGAGGGGCUGAUUUGAUUUGACAGCUUGGGACUGAAUAAUAAAUUGCAAUCAUUUGACUAUUUUGUAGAUAAUUAUAAGGUCUUAUAAAGGUUGAAUCAGAAAAUUCAGUUAUUUAAUAAUUUACGACUUUGGUAAUCCGGCUGAAAAUAUCGUUCCUCACAAAUCAUUUAUGAAGUUGCUGUUGUACUAAGAUAGUACAAUGAUCUGAAUUCAUAUGAUAAAUACUGCGAAUUAUUUCAUAACCCUUUACCUCGUCGUAACUGGGACUAAGAUUGUUUUUUUUUUGUUAUUAUUUUUUUUUUUUUGUUUCUAAGACUCACGUAUCCCUUGACAGAGUUGUUCCGCAUUGGAAAGAAAGGAACCAGCGCAAACGUUUAAGUGACAGUAAUUUUUUAUUCAUAUGCCUAGAAUACAGGGAUAUUGGAUAGGGACUACCGUGUUUUAUUAAGUUUGUAAUCAUAAGAAUGAAUAUAUGAACAAAUAAAUUAUCAUACGUGAAAUUUCCCGCACGCUGCGCAAUUUUCGUGAUUUUAAUAUCAAAAAUCCGUGAAUGAUUUAGAAUUGAUUAUUGUAUGAUAUACUUUACUGAUCUUAGUAUUGAGUACAUAGAAAUUUUUAGGAAUAUUUUCCUUAUUUUACGGAUGUAAACCCUGCGUGUAUACAUAUAACUGGAUUCGUUGAAUACAAUUGCAUAAUUGUACAUGUACGUACCACUUAUACAUAGUUCAUAACGUAAGCUAAAACGUUAAUAAGAAAGUUCGUUUUUAAUUUUACUUAACGUUUUUUUUUUCUCUCUAAUUUUUUAAUCACGGGAUUAGGACUGGUGUCCAAACUUGCGAACCUCGUAACAAAAAAGAAAAUAUUCCAAAAUUACUAACAGUAUAUAGACCGAAAUUAUUCAACCAUUCUACACUGCCAUGUACGAUUGAACGGGCUCUUUGGUACGAUCAAUGUAAACGGUAAAUGCGUAUAAACACAAGGAUAUGAUGCGAUACAAUAUAAAAGGUAUAAUAGGGGGACACGCUUUUGUAUUCAGAUUUUGAACAAAUUUGGUAUAAUCGAAAUUACAGAAAAGUCUAUCAUUGCAUGUAGCAUAGCAAACAGCAGUGUUUAUUUGAGUAUUGGCUAUACGCUAUGUAUCAUCAUAAUUUAAACUAGACAUAUUCAAUAGAAUGAUGAAUAAAGAAGAAAAUAUAUUCAAAAAAUAACACAAGAAAUGGAAUAAAUAAUUAUUAUAAUAUGUACAAUGUAAGAAACAAUAGCAUUAUCAAUACAAUUCUAUAGACAAACAUAUAUAAUAUAAAUAUUAAGUGUAAAAAAAGAACACAGAAAAUAGUUGAAAAGUGUGUGUGUGUGAGCAUGUCAACGUCAUCAUCGACUUACGGCCUACACAUACGUAUAUGUUUUGUCACGAUAUGUUUUUGAAUAAAUAUCUAUUUGAAUUAUA
Neodiprion fabricii is the source of this 4427-nucleotide messenger RNA. RefSeq names its product putative oxidoreductase GLYR1 homolog (gene Ndf). The transcript is spliced from 10 exons. Bases 65 to 1576 code for a protein of 503 amino acids. Gene Ontology annotation, molecular function: NADP binding; oxidoreductase activity, acting on the CH-OH group of donors, NAD or NADP as acceptor; NAD binding. The record is from RefSeq and is a predicted model, not a curated record. Lineage: Eukaryota; Metazoa; Arthropoda; Insecta; Hymenoptera; Diprionidae.